AUUUGAGCAAUUGUUCAGUUUCUUAAAAGUUAGUGCAAAAAUAGGAGAAAUGAUGGCUCGAUUAAGCUACAUCGUGCUUAUCGGAAUUGCACUGAUGUGCGUUCUGGCGGAAGAACUUUACUCCGAUCGAUUCGACAAUAUUGACGUCUCAAGUAUCCUUUAAAAUAACAAAUUGCGAGAAGAAUAUUACAAUUGUUAUAUGGAAAAGAGCCCAUGCCCGACAGAAGACGCGAAAUUCUUUCAAGGAGUUAUGAGUGAAAUUAUCCAAACUAAUUGUAAAAAAUGUACUGAAAAACAAAAAGAAAUGUUUACUGAGACGAAGAAUUGGUUUACACAAAAUAAACCUGAACAAUGGGAAGCUCUUGUCGCAAAAUCUGCUGAGGAUAUGAAAAAGAAGAAUGCUGGUUUAUCGGAAGAAUUAUAUUCAGAUAAAUAUGACAACAUUGAUCUCACAAGUAUCCUUCAAAACGAUAAAUUACGAAUUGAAUAUUUCAAUUGUUAUUUGCAAAAGGAGUUAUGUCUGACAGAAGAUGCGAAGUUCUUUCGAGGAAUUGCGAAUGAAUCUAUCCAAACCAAAUGUAAGAAAUGUACUGAAAAACAAAAGGAACUACUACUUAUGCUGCAGAAUUGGUUUGUAGAAAAUGAACCUGAACAAUGGGAAAUGAUACUUGCAAAGGCUAGUGAGGAUACGAAAAAAAAGAAUGCUAUUAAUGUGAAAACAGAAGAAACGAUGGCUCGAUUAAACUACGUCGUGACGAUCAUUGUUAUUACACUGAUUUGUGUUUUAGCGCAAGAAUUGUACUCCGAUCGGUAUGACAAAGUUAACGCAGAAAAUAUUCUUCAAAAUAAUAGAUUGCGAGAUCAAUACUAUAAUUGUUUUAUGGAAAAGGCGCCAUGCAUAACGGCAGAUGCAAAAUUCUUUAAAGAGAUUAUUGUAGAAGCUUUUCGAUCUAAAUGUGAGAAAUGUACCGAAAGACAAAAAGAAAUGAUGAAUUUAAUACAGGAUUGGUAUAAAAAAAAUAAACCUGAACAAUGGAAGGCUUUUGUCACAAAGUAUCAACAAGAAAAACGCUGAAAUAACUAACAAGGAAAGUACGGAAAGAACCAAAAAUAUUAAUUGUUUAAAUAAAAUAUUAUUGUUUACAACAUUAUUAAUUUUUUUAUAUUUCGAAAGAUCUCUUCAAAAAAGAGAAAAAUUUCCGAAUACUAUCAUUAUAUAGCAUAAUCAAUUUUUGUAUUACGUUAUGAAAUAAAAUGUAAAAGUACAA
This is a messenger RNA of Acromyrmex echinatior (Panamanian leafcutter ant), 1268 nucleotides long. RefSeq names its product ejaculatory bulb-specific protein 3-like. The record is from RefSeq and is a predicted model, not a curated record. NCBI's taxonomy places the organism in Eukaryota, Metazoa, Arthropoda, Insecta, Hymenoptera, Formicidae.